Molecule: messenger RNA, 1348 nt
Organism: Raphanus sativus (radish)
Lineage: Eukaryota; Viridiplantae; Streptophyta; Magnoliopsida; Brassicales; Brassicaceae
Product: RING-H2 finger protein ATL54
Exons: 1
Coding region: 129-1091 (320 amino acids)
Biological process (GO): protein ubiquitination
Source: RefSeq, a predicted model, not a curated record
CUUUUGUUGACUAAACUUGAUUCUAAAGAAAGAAAGAAAGCAAAAGAGAAAACAAAGACGAAGACUCUCAUCGUCUCUUCUCUUUUCCCCUCUCUCUCUAGCUUAUUGAUGAUCUUGAAGCAAGAAUCAUGAGCAUCCUUCACAGGUUUCUGUCGAAGGAUAUGACCAACAUCACGGACACGGACUGUUUGGUUUGCAAAGAAGAACUCGCAACUUUAGGAGUUUGUGGACCCAUUUGUUCUAAAGACUGUCUUUCCAUCUGCGAGAACUACCUAGAUACAGAUCUUUCUCCACCUCCAGUGAUCCACCACUACAUAGACGAAAACGUGAAAAGGAUCUUGAUCAUCUCAACUUCCUCCAUCAUCACAACUCUGUUUCUCCUUACUCUACUCGUUCUCUGUUUCAAAUGGUACAACAGGAGGAGAAGAUCGAUAGCUAUAUCAAGAAGAUGGAGCAUGGAGGAAGCUAGAAACUGGGACUUUGAUGGACCGUCACCGGUUAUUGUUGAUCAUCCGGUUUGGCAUAUAAGAACCAUCGGUUUGAAUCCAACGGUUAUAAGCUCGAUCAAAGUUUGUAAGUAUAGCAAACAAGAUGGUGUGGUGGAAGGUACAGAUUGUUCGGUUUGUUUAAGCGAGUUCGAAGAAGAAGAGACGCUUAGAUUGUUACCAAAGUGUAGACAUGCUUUUCAUGUUCCUUGUAUUGAUACUUGGCUUAGAUCACAUACCAAUUGCCCGGUCUGUCGUGCUCCCGUUGUCGCGGUAAGUGAUGAUGAUAGUGGUGACGAUGUUGAGGAGGUCCUUGUGAGGAUACCGGAGGAGGAAAGUGGAGAACUCAAUGAAGAAACCGAGAGAGGUGAUGAGGAAGAAGCUGAAGAGUUUUUUAGUAUUGUUGUUAGUGAUGAAGAAGAAGAAGAUAAGUCGUUGCAGCUAGUGAGGAGGUCAGUGUCUUUUAGCUCGAUAUCGGGUUUAAGGGUAAGUGAAGUUGUUGCUGCUGGUAGAGGAAAAGAGAAGUUGAAGAGAGGCAAUUCUGGAUCUUCUGUUGUUGGGAGGUCAACUUUCUUGAAGAGGUCUAUCUCUUACAAUGGUAAGUAGUAAGAGCUCUAUAUAGGCUUCUUGAAGACAUCUACAAAUGUAGUAUAUUCUUUUUUGAAAGAAAAUCAAAAUAAGAAAAAUAAGGUAGAUUAUAUGUAUUUAAGGUGAUAUAAAGAGGAUGAUCCUACUGCAUAUUGUUUAUCAAAGCUGCUACGCUUGUCAAGUUAAAAGAGUUCUCACAGCUUAUACUUUGCUUUAGAUACAACAGGUUGUAAGUUGAUAAGUAUUAAUAUAUAUACCAAAGGUUUCAUUUUGAA